Salvia splendens (bonfire salvia) is the source of this 5323-nucleotide messenger RNA. RefSeq names its product probable phospholipid-transporting ATPase 4. The record is from RefSeq and is a predicted model, not a curated record. Gene Ontology annotation, biological process: phospholipid translocation. Bases 425 to 4096 code for a protein of 1223 amino acids. NCBI's taxonomy places the organism in Eukaryota, Viridiplantae, Streptophyta, Magnoliopsida, Lamiales, Lamiaceae. Gene Ontology annotation, cellular component: plasma membrane. Gene Ontology annotation, molecular function: ATP binding; ATPase-coupled intramembrane lipid carrier activity; magnesium ion binding. The transcript has 12 exons.
CAAUUUAGAGAGAGAAACAGGAAGAACUUUAGAGAGAGAAACGACGUCUUCAACAGAACACAGAAGACACUAUUUUUCCGCAUCUCUCUAAAAACUCUCCCACUCUCUCUUUUCCGACCCACCUCUUCUCCUCCUCUUCGUUUUCGCUAUCUUUCUCUUCUCCUCAGCUGAUAUUCCAUCUGAGUUUGCCCCACAUUUCCGUUUCAUCAUUUUCUGCUCAGGUGGUGGUACAUUUUUAGGAUUCUUCGAUUCAAAUAUUCAAGGGUUUGGGAAAAUUUUCAGGAGGGCAAGUCAAGUUUCCAUGGAGAAAUGAUGGUUGCAUAAGCAAGCCUUUCACUUGCCUUGACCGGGCAAGUGCUGCGGGUUUUGUUUGCUUGAUUCUCUCAGAAAGCUACGUGGAAUUGAACUCCGUGUUAGUUAGGAAAUGGCCGGAGGAAGAAUAAGGGAAAAGUUCCGCAGGAGCAGCCUGUACACGUUUGCUACGUGCCACAGGCCGCACACUUCUGAGGAAGAAGAAUUCAGCCUUCCUGUCGAAGGGCCUGGUUACUCGCGAGUUGUUCAGUGCAACAAACCGGAUCUGCACGAUCAUAGACCUCUCAAGUACUGCAAAAAUUACAUAUCCACAACCAAAUACAAUUUCAUUACAUUUCUUCCAAAGGCAAUAUUUGAGCAAUUCAGACGCGUUGCCAAUAUGUACUUUCUCCUGGCUGCAGCCUUGUCGCUGACUCCCGUGACACCUUUUUCUCCUCUGAGCAUGAUUGCUCCUUUGGUCUUUGUUGUGGGGUUGAGUAUGGCUAAGGAAGCUAUGGAAGAUUGGCGCCGGUUUAUGCAGGAUAUGAAUGUUAACUUACGGAAAGCGUCUGUGCACAAGCAAGACGGUACUUUUGGUCCUAAGCCGUGGAUGAAGAUUCGGGUAGGAGAUAUAGUGAAAGUAGAAAAGGAUCAGUUUUUCCCUGCUGAUCUGCUUUUUUUAUCUUCUAGUUACGAAGAUGGGAUUUGUUAUGUCGAGACUAUGAAUCUAGACGGGGAGACUAAUUUGAAGGUGAAACGAGCGAUGGAGGUGACACAAAACAUUGAGGAUGAUUCUUCUUUGAAGGAUUUUAGUGGAACCAUCAAAUGUGAGGAUCCAAACUCCAGUCUUUACACUUUUGUGGGGAAAAUGGAAUAUGAUUGCAAGGUAUAUCCCAUUGAUCCAAGUCAAAUACUCCUUCGAGACUCGAAGCUUCGGAAUACGGCCUAUGCAUAUGGAGUAGUUGUAUUCACUGGUCAUGAUAGCAAAGUUAUGCAGAACUCCACGAAAUCUCCUUCUAAGAGGAGUACGAUCGAGAAACAAAUGGACAAGAUAAUUUACAUUCUUUUCAUUGUUCUAGUGGUCAUUUCACUUCUAAGUUCCAUCGGUUUUAUUCUGAAGACGAAAUACGAUCUGCCAAACUGGUGGUAUUUACAGGUUCCGGACGAAAAACAUCUUUAUGAUCCUCAGCAGCCGCUGCAAUCGGGGUUCUAUCAUCUGGUUACUGCUCUUAUGCUGUAUGGCUACUUGAUACCGAUAUCCCUCUAUGUGUCGAUUGAGGUCGUAAAAGUCCUCCAAGCACUAUUCAUAAACAAGGAUAUUCAAAUGUAUGAUGAAGAGACCGGAACUCCAGCUCAGGCUCGGACAUCAAACUUGAAUGAGGAAUUGGGGCAGGUUGAUACGAUCCUAUCAGAUAAAACUGGCACUUUAACAUGCAACCAAAUGGAUUUCCUUAAAUGCUCGAUUGCUGGCACUGCAUAUGGCACUCGUCCUAGUGAUGUAGAACUUGCUGCUGCGGAGCAGAUGGUGAGGGAUAUGGAUGGUCAGGGUCAAAGCGGAAUGCCCCAAUCGACGGACAAAAGUCAAGAAUUUGUGAAAUCGGAGAUCCAAUUGGAGACUGUCGUUACUGCGAAAGAUGACAUGCUUAGGCUACCGAUAAAGGGGUUUAGCUUUGAGGAUAACCGCCUCAUGUCCGGGAAUUGGUUUAACGAGUCGACUGCUGAUGACAUCUUGCUAUUUUUCCGAAUACUAUCGGUUUGUCACAGUGCAAUUCCAGAGCAAAACGAAGAGACUGGAAUCUGUACCUAUGAAGCAGAAUCACCUGAUGAAGGUGCAUUUCUUGUUGCUGCCAGAGAAUUUGGUUUUGAGUUAUGUAAAAGAACACAAUCGGGUGUACAUGUACGCGAGAGAUAUCCUUCCUAUAAAGAGCCAGUUGAAAGGGAGUACAAACUUCUAAAUUUGUUGGACUUCACUAGCAAGAGGAAGCGAAUGUCUGUAAUCGUUAGGGAUGAAAAUGAUCAGAUUCUUCUCUUCUGCAAAGGAGCUGACAGCAUCAUUUUCGAACGCUUAGCAAAUGGCGGGAAAAAGUAUUUGGAUGUUACCACAAAGCAUUUGAACGAUUACGGGGAGGCUGGAUUGCGAACUCUUGCACUUGCUUACAAGAAACUCGAUGAGGCGGAGUAUAAUGCUUGGAAUGAUGAGUUCACCAGAGCAAAAACCUCAUUUGGUGGUGAUAGGGAGGCGAAUCUAGAGCGGGUGUCUGAUAUGAUGGAAAGGGACUUGAUACUUGUUGGUGCGACUGCUGUGGAGGACAAAUUACAGAAAGGAGUGCCUCAGUGCAUAGACAAACUUGCACAAGCUGGUUUGAAGAUUUGGGUUCUGACAGGUGAUAAGAUGGAAACUGCAAUUAAUAUAGGAUUUUCUUGUAGUUUGCUUCGGCAAGGGAUGAAGCAAAUUUGUAUAACGAUCAAUCCUGAAAUGUUCGAGUCCACCGAGAGUUCUGCAAGGGAUGGAAUCUUAAAGCAAAUUAUUGAUGGAUUCCAAAUGGUGAAGCAAGAAAAAGAUCCUAAUGCUGCGUUUGCAUUGAUCAUUGAUGGAAAGACUCUGGCAUAUGCACUGGAGGAUGACAUGAAGCAUAAAUUUCUGAGUUUAGCUGUUGAAUGUGCUUCGGUCAUAUGCUGCCGAGUCUCCCCUAAGCAGAAAGCUCUUGUAACAAGAUUAGUGAAAGAAGGCACUGGAAAAAUCACAUUAGCAAUUGGUGAUGGUGCGAACGAUGUUGGCAUGAUUCAAGAAGCUGACAUUGGAGUUGGCAUCAGCGGAUGUGAAGGAAUGCAGGCUGUGAUGGCUAGCGACUUUGCUAUUGCUGAGUUUCGGUUUCUAGAGAGGCUUCUAGUAGUACAUGGGCAUUGGUGCUACAAAAGGAUUGCUCAAAUGAUUUGUUACUUUUUCUACAAGAACAUUGCGUUUGGCCUCACAAUCUUCUAUUUCGAGGCGUUUGCUGGUUUUUCCGGACAAUCAGUGUAUGACGACUGGUAUAUGCUGCUAUUCAACGUCGUUCUCACUUCGCUGCCUGUCAUUUCGCUUGGUGUGUUCGAACAGGAUGUGGAUUCUGAAGUAUGCUUGCAGUUCCCGGCUUUGUAUCAGCAAGGCCCGAAAAACCUGUUCUUCGACCGGGUGAGAAUAUUCGUGUGGAUGGCGAACGGUCUUUACGCUUCCCUCAUUAUCUUCUUCCUCAACAUCAUCAUCUUCUACGACCAAGCUUUCCGCUCCGGCGGCCAGACGGCCGACAUGACGGCCGUCGGGACUGCCAUGAUGACCUGCGUGAUCUGGACAGUCAACGUCCAGAUCGCGCUGGCAAUGAGCCACUUCACUUGGAUCCAGCACGUCCUCAUCGUCGCCAGCGUAGCCACGUGGUACCUCUUCCUCCUGGUCUACGGAGAGCUUCAGUAUGCCCUCGAGGUGAACGCGUUCAGGAUCCUCCUCGAGAUCCUCGCCCCAGCCCCAAUCUACUGGUCCACGACCCUCCUGGUCACGAUCGUAUGCAACCUCCCGUACUUUGCCCACAUCUCGUUCCAGAGGUCGCUGAACCCGCUGGACCACCACAUCAUCCAGGAGAUCAAGUACUACAAGAAGGACAUCGAGGACGGGCGCAUGUGGAGCCGGGAGAGGUCCAAGGCGCGGCAGAAGACGAAGAUCGGGUUCUCGGCGAGAGUCGACGCGAAGAUCAGGCAGCUCAAGGGGAGACUGCACAGGAAAUGCUCAGUAGUGAUCAGUGGCCAUUCUUCUCCUGCAAGGAAACAGACUUGAUAUAUACAUACAUAUAUAUAUAUAUAUAUAUAUAUAAACUCAUACAAGCUUCAUGAAAAGGAAAAUAUGAUGACCUGUUUCUUGAUGUAAAGGUCUGCUGUAUGUAACAUACAUAUAUAUAUAUGUAUGUAUAGAUUCUUUAUCAUGAUAUAACAGUUCCAUAUUUGGUGUUUCAUUAUUGAGCCUUUUAUAUAUCAUUUCGAAAUGCUGAUUAAGUCAUGAAAUUUGAACAUAUCUCAUUUUUCCAAUAAAGAUCUUUUAGUGCUAUUUUUCAUUGUAAAUAGCUGCUUUUUCUUUUGUAAUUUUAGUAAGAAAUCAUAUUGCAUAAUCUCUAGUGUGUUAGUGAUUGAUACUCCCUCCGUCCCACAAGAAUAUGCACUAUUUCCCUUUUAAUCCGUCCCAUAAUAAUAUGCACUUUCUAAUUUUAGAAAUUAUUUUCUCUCUAAUGUGGUGGGACCUAUUCCAUACUAACAAUACUUUAAUUACUUUUUCUCUCUGCCUCUCUUUUACUUUACUAAUUUUGCAUUAAAACUCGUGUCAAACCCAAAGUGCAUAUUCUUUAGAGACGAGAGAGUAUAUUAUUAAUAGAAAAUCAGAUUCACUUAUCAAAAAUAAAUAACCACCAAUUUUGGUAAGUGAAUAUGAGUAUUUUGUAAAUAGAGUUUUUUUUAAAAUCUUAAAAAUGAAAUUAUCCAAAUCCCAUUGGAUUGGAAACGUACGAACGUUACAAAUUUAAAGAAAAUACCAUUAUUCUUUACCAUAAAUAAAUACAUUUUCGACGGGUUGGCCCAUCAGCCCACCACCGGGCACCCGUACCCGACAAAUACGGGUCCGACGUCACGACGUCGUAUUUAAGCCAAUUGUGUCAGUCUUCCUCAGUUCUAAAAGAGCAGAAACAGUAGAAAACAAAAAAGCAGAGUAAAAAAAAAGAAAAAAAAAAGAAAAAAAGGAAGAAACAGAUAAAUCAUUGGAACUUAGGUGUGAACGGAACAAAAAAAAUCUCUGGAUUUCUUGAUCAGAUCGAAGAAACGAGGAGCUUUACAUGGAUUAAACUUGUAAUUUUAUAGAUAUUGUCGCUCUUUUUCUAUCCAGGAAUUUGCAAGAUUUGACUGAGUUGAGGUGAAAAGAGGAGUGGAUUGGGGUUUCCACUGUUUGAACUGUGAUGGAGCCCCGAGUUGGGAAUAAGUAUCGCCUCGGCAGGAAAAUCGGGAGCGGCUCCUUUGGGGA